Molecule: messenger RNA, 1018 nt
Organism: Daucus carota subsp. sativus
Lineage: Eukaryota; Viridiplantae; Streptophyta; Magnoliopsida; Apiales; Apiaceae
Product: thioredoxin H-type-like
Exons: 5
Coding region: 243-749 (168 amino acids)
Source: RefSeq, a predicted model, not a curated record
AAACAAAAUGGAGGGGCAAUAAACAAUUCUGUGCUGAAGCCUAUCCUAAAGAAACAUAACAUUGUUUUUGAUUCCAUAAAUAUUAGUAAAAAAAAAGGAUUCUUUCUUGUCGGCCUUGUGUUUGAUCAUCAUUCUCUUUUGCCAGAAAAACGUUAUUGGAUUUUCGACAUUUCAAUUCCAGAACUCAAUCUGAUAUAAUAAGGGUAACGUCUGGGAUUAUAGGUACAGCAAUCCUAACUUUAAUGGGACCUUGUGUGAGCAAGCCUUCAACAAAAGAUGAUGAUGUAGACGAUCACUUUUCCAAAUCAAAACUUGGGGCUAGUAACAUUACGCUAGUCACUGAUAUGGACAAGUGGGAAGAAAUGCUAUCAGAAGCUGAUGAGGCCGGCAAGAUAGUUUUGGUAAAUUUUAGUGCAGACUGGUGUAAUCCCUGUAGAGAUGUAUUACCCGUGUUUCGUAGUCUUGCAGAAACAUACACUUCUAUAAUGUUCUUAAUAGUGGACGUGGAUGAACUAGCUGAAUUUAGCACGUCAUGGGAAAUCAAGGCGACUCCAACCUUUUUCUUUCUUAAAGAUGGGCAAGAAUUGGAUAAACUUGUGGGAGCCAACAAGGAAGAGCUUAAGAGGAGGACCGAUGUCAUGGCCAAAUCUCUAACCAAUUCGCGUAGUCUUGUAUCAAAUCGAGACCAAAACUCUAGCCAGAGUAGGACGGAUGAUAAUGCAAAAAUGCAGAACGUCGGAACAAAUUAGGCUUUUGACACUCCCUUUUAAUCAGGACUCGAGAGUGCUAGUUGUCUUCGACGGAAGGGAGAUGAAAAGUAGAAAAGUAAUGUAAAAGACGCUUGUGUGUUCAGAGCAUUGUACACUCAAGUCCGGCUGAUCACUAUCAGUAGCCGAGAUUAAAAUCGUGUAUAGAUUGUGCACAUGUUUAUGUAGAGGUACUUGAGCUUCUUCAUAACCCGUUUAUACAUUAAUCAACAGCCUUAUCAUUUCUUAAUUGAUACGUUAUAUUUUGCUGC